CGCGAGCUCCGAUUCACUCAACUCAUUGACGUCGAGCAGGGAGGGAACGGAGGACAUGAUUCAGUCUGUAUACGUCUCGUUUAUUUGCGCACGAGCAACACAGAGCUUACUGAAAACCAGUUACCGACAGUGCGCUUAAUCGAUUAAUUUUUAUAUAUACCUUUUAAUUGACAGUCAAACGGGGUUUGUGUCAACCUGCAGGACAGGAGACUUCCUCCUGCCCAGUGUGUGUGUUUUAAAAAAAAAAAAAAAAAAAAAAAUCACGGAACUCAGCGGUUCACCUGAGGCGCACGGGGACAUCGUUUGCAUGAAACUGUGGGCAGAUAAAAGCAGUGGAUGCAACUGUGCUCCAUUUAUAGAAGAAAAGUGGAAGAGUGGGAGAGGCUCUGAAGAGGACCAGCUGACAACCGGCAGAUACGCCUCAGCUGAAAUUUCCUCCAAACCCAGCCUGAAACGUACCAUGUCUCUCAGCACAUUUCACCUCAUGCAGACUCUUAAGAACUCUCCGGCUGCGCUACGUCGCCGCUUUCGCCGCGACCGCACAGAAUCCUUAUCCCACGGCGACCCUCUUUUUAAGGUCCACUACCUGGGCACAGAGAAAAUCUUCUCCCUGGAUCGAGAGCAGGCCCACGACGCUAUUAGCCGCCUGCUGGAAGGUAUCGCAAAUGGGAAAAAGCUGAGCAAAGAUCACGCCCUCGUGGUGCGCCCAAGGUACGUCGAGGUCAAGGAACUGAGUACAGGUCGGCAGCUAACGAAGACGUACCUGCAGGACAUUGCGUACUGUGCCGCGGACGCCAACCGGCCCAAUGUGUUUUUAUACAUCUGCAAACAUCAGGGGCAGCAGCUGCAGUGUCGAGUGUUCUGGUGCAGCCGUGCAGAGCGGGCACUAGACAUGACUGCUUGUCUGGCACAUUCUUUCCAGCGGGCACUGAGCGACUUGCAGGACGGCUCGGCCACGCUGCAGCCAGGAGAGGUGAAGGGGAAACGCGGAGAGGAGUCGCCCAAAUCUGCCGCCAUCUCAAAGAGCUCUACGCUGCCAUCCAGUCUGGGAAAAGUUCGCUGGAAGAAGAGGGGCUCUGUGUCCCACAGCCCUCUCCGAGCCAUCACGAGACGAGGAUCGGCCUCUGACGGCUGGAACUGAACCCCCCGAUUUUACCCCUUUUUUUUUUUUUUUCCUUUCUUUUUUUUUAAACAUGGGACCACGUUAACCUGAUGACAACCUCAAGGAUGACAGCACUGAUCGGAGGGAGGGAGUGAUUACGAGACAGAAGGACAAAGGGGCUGAAAACGGGAAGUGGUGAAAGUACAUAUUUGGAUGUAUGAGGACUUGGGAGAUGAUGUUGCCAUAAUCGGUGAGCGUUUUGACUUGAAGGUUUUUGACGCAGCAAAGUUGUCUGACUUUUGCAAUUGUGGCGUCUAAUGUAGCACAAAAUGCUGUUGACGGCUGCCUUUGUUCACCUGCCAACAACUAUGGUAGGACUCGAGACUGGCUGCAAGCCAUUUGUGGACCAGACUGGAUAAUUUCCGUACCUUUUUUAUUUUUUAUUUUUGGUUGGCUUGUUUGUUUCUAAGUAGUCUACUUGAUACUUAAGCCACCAAAGAGUUUGGUCUGUUGGAAUAGGACAAUUAAACCAACAAUGAUAGCAGCUGUUGGCCAAAUGAUCAACAGAUGAAAGUGAAAAACUGGAAAAAGAUGACAAGCUGUUUCUUUUUUUUUGUUUUUUUUAAGGCAGACUUUUAUUUAACUGGCAUUUGUGACAGGUUGUGAUUUAUUAUUUGUUUUUAACCCUGUGGCACUACUAGGUUUCUCUUCUUUUUUUCUUUUUCUUUUUUUAAUUGAAUGGACAAAACCACCCUUUUAAUCUAUGUUGUGAGUUUUGGCAAAGAUUACACAGAUGCCAAGAUAGAGAGGGGGAAAAUGCAGGCGUGUCAUACAAAGUAAAAAUGAUUAGUCUGUAAUGAACAUAAAUGCAGUUAGUAAUUUCUGAGCACAUCUGAACACAUCAGUUUAAUUCCAAAUGUCUUACGUUUUUAAGGUAGCUGCAGCACCUGGAUUGUAGAUGGAAAAAAAAUCGACCCUAGCAAAACGUGCAGGGUCGACAAAAUCCUCCCCUCAUCCUGCAAAAACAAAAAAACAGAUCCUAUCUGUCCACUGCGACUAAUUAUUUGCAUUUAUGUGGGGUAAAGCACACUCUGCCAUGACUUGUGGGUUUGUUUGCGUCCGAACACUGGGAACGCUGUGUUCCCAUGUGAAGCCUCUGUGUGGAAUGCGCAGCCAUGCACCUGCAUUCCAAUAGGAGGGGGAGGGAGGAGGUUUGUGAAAUGUCCAACCAUGACUUUGCAUAUGGAGCAGCCUCGUCAGUAGAUGCUACAGUGUGCUUCUUAUGCUGAGCCCUCGACUUGUUCACAUUCCCAAAGCCAUAAAAGGUGCCUUAACUACGCAUUGAUACGUGCAGUAUUGCAUAACGUGCUCUCAUGAUGGUGAUUUCUGUCUUAUGGUUUACAAAUGAGAGACUUGAGAAUUAGUGGUACACCCUGAGACUACCAUUCAUUUUGUGUUUUCUGACCAAAACUAAGCUAGCAAUGUUGCGUUUUUUUUGUUUUUUUUUUAAACCGGAAAGACGUUUUUGACUGAUGUGCCACAAGGUUUUUAUCAGUUAAUUUUAACAUUUUGUACUCGUGAUGUAUUGUAAUUACAAACGGCGCAGCCCCAAUCUCAGAAAAGGGGUUAAAGUGCCUGCUUUAUUUUAUUGUACAUAUUUAUGUAUUUUAUGAAAUUAUUAAAACCUUUUAUACAACA
This is a messenger RNA of Perca flavescens (yellow perch), 2800 nucleotides long. Its product is annotated as low density lipoprotein receptor adapter protein 1. The transcript is spliced from 3 exons. Bases 308 to 1141 code for a protein of 277 amino acids. Gene Ontology annotation, cellular component: early endosome. NCBI's taxonomy places the organism in Eukaryota, Metazoa, Chordata, Actinopteri, Perciformes, Percidae. The record is from RefSeq and is a predicted model, not a curated record.